Molecule: messenger RNA, 1955 nt
Organism: Cuculus canorus (common cuckoo)
Lineage: Eukaryota; Metazoa; Chordata; Aves; Cuculiformes; Cuculidae
Gene: TEKT1
Product: tektin 1
Exons: 8
Coding region: 575-1783 (402 amino acids)
Biological process (GO): cilium movement involved in cell motility; cilium assembly
Cellular component (GO): microtubule cytoskeleton; nucleus
Source: RefSeq, a predicted model, not a curated record
GAGCCUGACUCCAAGUCUCUUUUGUCUCAGGAAAGUUUAUAUUUGCCACAAAUUUAUUUGCACAUAUUUUAUGACUGAUGUUUUAGAGAGCUUGGUAUUAACACACCUUUAAUUCGCUUUCACAAUCUUUAUGCAUUUCUGCAAUAAAUUGAUCAAAAAAUCCCCCAAAGCUGUGGGAAUGAUCUUCAUUAAGAAUAUGUUUUUAUUUGCAGGUGAUCUUCACUGGGACUGGGCGAAAGGAAGCAGCCCUGGCUCGCGUGUGCUGUGCCUUUCCAGCUGCUGCAGGGGCAGAAGGUUGACAGAGGCAGUGCUGCUGUUGCCGCAGCAACCGGUUUGUUGACCCGUCAUGGUAUUCUGAGCCACCUCCCAGAAUCCUGAGUCGCACCUUUGGAAAGAAAUUCAGUGCUGCUGCUGCUGUGGAGACAGAGGCUGCGAGAGAACUGGGAGCAAACCCGCCCCAGUGAAGGGAAACUGAGGCACUCAGCCAGGGUUUGGCUGUGGGAGCGGCGUCAGGCAAGAGGUUCCACAUUCCAAGAACUGAGGUGCGUUUUAUGCAGAAACAUCCCAAGAAACAAUGGCCAGGCUGGUGCAAGCUCCCCCCAAGUUUCAUCCCUCCGAGUGGGACAUCGCAAACAAGAUGCAGCGUGCCAGUGCGGAGGCGCAGAAAUCCCAGUCCGAGCGCCUGACAGCUGAGAGUCAGAGGCUGCUGGAUGAAAUAGAAAGGACAACUCGGAAAACCCAGAGUGAUGUCAGCAAGAAAAUAGAGCAGAGACGGGAAGAAAUAAAAUUCUGGAAGCAAGAGUUAGAUAACAAACUUGCACAAAUUGUUCAUGAGACAGAGGUACUGCUGACUUUCAAGACUAGGCUGGAGAAAUCUCUAGAGGGCUGCAAAGAGCCACUCGCCAUUGCCCAAAAGUGUCUCCUGACCAGGCAGCGGCGAGUUGGGAUUGACUUGGUGCAUGAUGAAGUGGAACGGGAACUGAUGAAGGAAGUUGAAGUCCUCCAGGAGGCUAUGGCCCUGCUUAAACGUACCUUGGAACAGACCAAUGAGCAAAUCAGAAUAAACCGUUCCACAAAGUACAACCUGGAAAUGGACCUGAAGGACAAGUUUACAGCUCUGACUAUAGAUGACUACUGUGCGAACGUGGCAAGCAACACUCCUGAUAUUGGAUACACUGAUAACGCAGUAAAAAUGGAAGGAAACUUUGUUAGCCCUGAAGAGUGGGUAGAUUUCUCAAAUGUAAACAUUAAAAAGGCUGACAAGCAGAGAAACAAUUCUUUGGCACUGCAGGCGCUGAUUGAUAGCAUCCUCUCACAGACAGCGAAUGACAUGCGCAAGCAGCGUGAGGUGGUGGAUGUUGCAUUUAAAAAUAGGGUGAAGGAAGUCAAGGAUGCCAAGCACAACCUGGAGACACUCCUUGCAAUGGUGAUGGAUGAGACCGCCUCGCAGGAGAAGAACAUUGCAGCCCUAAAGAAAGCAAUCGCUGAUAAAGAAGGACCCAUUAAAGCGGCUCAAACCGUCUUGGAAGCAAGAAACCAUCGCCCCAAUGUGGAAUUAUGUUAUGACACAGUGCAAUGUAGGCUGAUUAGUGAAGUUCAAGAGAUUAAAACAAACAUUCAAAGACUAAUGGACACCCUGGCUCGGGCUGAGACAGAGCUGAAAGGACUGGGCCGGCGACAACUUUCCUUGGAGGAGGAGAUCCAGGUCAAGGAGAAUACAUUGCACAUUGACGAAGUGCUCUGCAUGCGAAUGAGAGAGUCUGCUCACAUUAACAACUUCUGAAGCCAUCAUACUCCAAAGAGCCAGCUCCUGCUGAAACUUUAUUGAGAAACCUCCUGAUUUAUUGGUUUGGCUCAAUGCUGUCUCGGUUCUACUUGUGCAGGGUAAUUAAAACAGACCUAAUACAGCUGUCUAUGCUCUAGAACCCCUCAUGAAAUCUCCCACUUAGCAAUAA